This is a messenger RNA of Olea europaea var. sylvestris, 1182 nucleotides long. RefSeq lists its product as uncharacterized. The coding region runs from base 74 to 910 and encodes 278 amino acids. The transcript is spliced from 4 exons. NCBI's taxonomy places the organism in Eukaryota, Viridiplantae, Streptophyta, Magnoliopsida, Lamiales, Oleaceae. The record is from RefSeq and is a predicted model, not a curated record.
GGGCCACCCUCACACUAUAAAUACCUUCAAUUUUCUGCAAUACGACACCUUUCUUCUUCCUUAUCUCGGGAAAAUGGACUCGUCAAAUGAAGACCAGAUACAGCCACAUUUCAUCCAAAACGUCGUCGUUAUGCGACAUGGCGACAGGAUCGACAGCUUCGAGCCUCUGUGGCCGUCCACGGCGGCGCGUCCUUGGGAUCCUCCGCUGGUGGACGCCGGAAAGGUCCGGGCAUUCUACACGGGCCGCAAGUUUCGGAACCAGCUCGGGUUUCCGAUCCACCGGGUCUUCGUCUCCCCCUUCCUACGCUGCCUGCAAACCGCCUCCGAAGUGGUGUCUGCCCUCUGCGCCGUCGCUGAUCAACAUGAUGAUCCCAAUGACAUGUCCUCCCAUGGCGUCGAAAUCGAUCCCUCCAAAAUCAAGGCCUCAAUUGAAUAUGGAUUAUGUGAGAUGCUGAAUCCACGAGCCAUAAGACUUGACGUGGCUCCUGAAGAUGGUGAUUUCGGUUUUAAUAUCUUUCAGUGUGAAUCUGUAUUACCUGCUGGAACUAUUGAUCAUACUGUAGAACAAGUGUACAAGGAGAUGCCUCAAUGGCAAGAGACAGUGGAAGGUGCUAGGGCUAGAUAUCCAGAGGUUAUGAAGGCUCUUGCUGACAAAUAUCCUUCAGAGAACUUGUUAUUGGUGACACACGGAGAAGGAGUUGGAUCUGUAGUCUCUAGAUUCGUGCAGGAGGCCGAUAUGGUAUAUGAUGUUGCUUAUUGUGGAUAUUCACACUCAAAAAGACCAAUAUUUUUCAGUGAAAAUCAGUCUUUUACUGCUGGAGACUUUGUGGGUUCACACCAAGGCCAAGUUGGCAUAAAUUUUACCCAUCGCAAUACAGAAUCUAAUGAUCAUUUAGACAAACUAAAUUGAUGUACCCCUCAAUCAUUAUUUUUGGUAUUAGACUGCAGGUGUUGUUCUCGAUUUGCUGCCAUUGCAAAAGCUUUUGUUGGUUUUCUGAUGAAAAUAAAUGCUGAUUUGGUGGUUUAUCAUUGUCAUUGACAAAGUACUAGAAUGCUCUGUGACUGUUAUGAAAGUAAGUUCAGACUUCCAGAUUUUUUUUCUAGAAAAUAAUGGAAAAUGAUGUUUCAACUUUUUGUGCUGUGGGAUAUAAUUUUUAGUAUGAGAACAAUGUUCUGUCUUCA